AUGGAUUAUGAAGAUCCAUGGAUAUUUAGGGCUAGAGGAGGAAAUAAAAAGGCUAUUGAAAUAUGUCCAGAAGAGCGACCAUUUACAUUAAGUGAUGAACAUUUUAAAGUUAUCGAAGAAUAUGGAGUUCAAUUUGAUGUGGAA
Messenger RNA from Diversispora eburnea, 144 nucleotides. The record is from the annotation of a GenBank genome assembly. Lineage: Eukaryota; Fungi; Glomeromycota; Glomeromycetes; Diversisporales; Diversisporaceae.